CGUAAUUCAUCCCGACUGCUUUUCACAUCAGUUAACCAGCGCGAAGUCACGAAGAAAUGAAACAUGGCGGACUCGGAUGGGAGACAGGUUGACAGCAUCAACCACUCUACAGAGGAAGGUGUAAAGUUGCAAGAAAUUGUUCAAGCUAAGUGUGAAGGUAAGGAAUUGACCAGAGAAGAAAAGCAGCGUCUUAGGAAAGAGAAGAAGCAGCAUAAAAAGAAUAAAAAAGAUGACAGGGGUCCUCCAGAGAAGGAGAAAGAGAAAGAGAAAGCAUCUGUACCAGCUCCAUCAAAACCUGCCACACAGAGCCCAGCACAUAAAGCAGCUCCUGUGCCUGUAAAUGCAUCUGCAUCUGAAUCUCCUGUGGCUGCAGAGAAGCCUGCAAAGAGCAAAGCAGAGCAGCGAGCAGAGCGUCGGGCAAGGCAAGACACAGAACGGGCAUCAAAACAGGGCAAGAAAGAAGGGGGGCAGCUGUCUGCCUCCAGCAAGCCUAAAGCUACCCCCAAUGAGCUUCAACCAGUGAAAAGGUUACCAGAGCACAUUCAGGUGGAUGACCCUGCUGCAUUGAAGAAGUUGGCCAAAAAACUUGAGAGACAGCAGGUUCCUUUGAGGUCCGAUUAUGGUUACAAGGUCAGCCUGUUCUCACAUCUACACCAGUACAGCCGAAAAAACCCUCCCACCCAGCAAAUCAGCAUCCCUGCCACAGUUAUUCACCCAUCCAUUGUUCGGUUGGGCCUGCAGUACUCUCAGGGCAUUAUAGCAGGAUCCAAUGCUCGAUCUGUGGCCCUACUACAUGCCUUUAAACAGGUUAUUCGAGACUAUAGCACACCUCCAAAUGAGGAGUUGUCGAGGGACCUUGUGAACAAGCUGUCGCCCUAUAUCAGUUUUCUCAGCCAGUGUCGGCCCCUUUCAGCCAGCAUGGGCAAUGCCAUCAAGUACAUCAAGAAGGAAAUAUCAAAUAUACCCAGUCAGUGCAAAGAAGAAGAAGCGAAAAGGAGACUGCAGGAAUGCAUUGACAGUUACAUAAACGAGAAGAUCAUUUUGGCUUCUGAAGCCAUUUCUAAGUACGCUAUUGAGAAGAUAAGUGAUGGAGAUGUUAUUCUUGUUUAUGGCUGCUCUUCACUUGUCAACCACAUUCUGUGCGAAGCUUUUGAAAAGCAGAGGAAGUUCAGAGUCAUAGUUGUGGACAGUCGGCCCAGGCUGGAGGGCAAAGAGGCGCUGAGGCGUCUGGUGAAGAAAGGCAUCCGAUGUACUUACGUGCUUAUAUCUGCCUUGUCCUACAUUCUGCCUGAAGUAUCCAAGGUAUUUCUUGGUGCCCAUGCACUCCUUGCCAAUGGAUAUGUGAUGUCACGUGUGGGAACUUCCCAGAUUGCCCUGGUAGCAAAGGCCUUCAAUGUACCAGUGCUGGUCUGCUGUGAGACCUACAAGUUCUGUGAACGAGUGCAGACGGACUCUUUUGUAUCCAAUGAAUUAGAUGACCCUGAUGACCUGAUUGUUACCAGAAAUGGGAAGACCCACCUAGAGAACUGGCAGACUGUUAAAUCACUGGGGCUUCUGAACUUGGUGUAUGACGUGACGCCACCGGACUUUGUGGACCUUGUAAUCACUGACUUGGGCAUGAUCCCCUGCACCUCUGUGCCUGUGGUAUUGCGAGUCAAGAAUGUAGAUCAGUGAAGAGCAGACGAACACGGUUCUGCUUCCCUCUUGCAUCUGCACAUAAAAGAGUCUGUGCACAUGGGGCUUAAACAUAUCUAUGAAAAGGAACAAGCUUUUCAAAUAAAAACACUGUUUACAUCCUUACUGGUGGGAUCCAUUUAAUUUUUAAUUGUAUAACUGUUCCAAUUCCAUUUUCUAAAAAAAAAUGACGCAGUCCGGUUCAGUCCACCUAAUGAGAUUUUCUUUGGAAAAUUCUCAAAUUAGUACUUAGAGUUGUUUUACACAAGCUCAAGAAGGUCAGAUCCACGAAAUUCAAGAAAGUGUCUGUAAAGCAUGUGUGCUUUCAGUUUUGGCCCAUCAUGGUGGUCAGUGCAUAGACAUAAACAUAAGAAAAAUCAUCCUUUUUGGAUAGUUGCUCUUGCCGAAGUCCUUUCAUAGAUGUGAAAAAGGGAAAUAGAACAUGGUGCAAAUGUGUGUAAGACCAUGCAAAAGCUGACUAUGUUGCAUAA
Molecule: messenger RNA, 2165 nt
Organism: Sinocyclocheilus grahami
Lineage: Eukaryota; Metazoa; Chordata; Actinopteri; Cypriniformes; Cyprinidae
Product: translation initiation factor eIF-2B subunit delta-like
Exons: 13
Coding region: 64-1674 (536 amino acids)
Source: RefSeq, a predicted model, not a curated record